AUGCCCCCCUUGGCCUCCCUCUCUAAGGACUCGUCUCCGCCGUCGCCGCUGCCACCUACAGCAGCGGCGAAGCACAGUACGAAUGCGGCGGGCAAGGCCAAACCCCUCCCGAUGCUGACGUCGCGCACCGACCCCGUCAUCUACCACGGCUCUAUCCUUUUAAGUAAUCUUCCGGUGAACUACAAGAAGGUGUACAACCACACUGUACGCCGCUUCUUCACACCAGCACAGCAUCAGCAUAUGCAGGACGUGCGGCUGGUUGAGGAGAUUGGCAACGCAACACUCUGUGUAGAGGUGGACAGCAGAGCUACCGCGAAGCUCUUCUUCCGACAGCUGCAGAACCGAAGGGUGUACGGCAGGCGCUGGAAGGUGCAGUAUGUCCCUACAUCGGCGACGGAGUGUAGCUCCGAAGCGUGCCUGGUGGAUUGCUUCCUGGUACCACCCGCCUCGAAAAAUCUGGCAGAGCGUGCGCUGAGCGGCAUUCCUGGAUUUCUUUCCUUCAUCGACACACUGGAUGAAUCGCUGCCAACGACUGCAGUAGCGGCCGCGUCGGAGGCAUCGCCCAUCCAAGACGCCGGCAAUGACAGCGACGCUGAUGGCAGCGAGGACGGCGAGGCGGAUCCUUACCAAGGCCAGCUGUGUCACAGGCUUCUUGCCUCGUUCGCAGACGAGGGUAGUGCGCUGCAUGCACGUGCCGUACUGUCAGGGCGCCUAGUAGGGACGUCUGGCGUGCGCAUGUUCCUCGAGCGCCGUUGUGUCAGUGGUGCGACUCAGUAG
Molecule: messenger RNA, 777 nt
Organism: Leishmania braziliensis MHOM/BR/75/M2904
Lineage: Eukaryota; Euglenozoa; Kinetoplastea; Trypanosomatida; Trypanosomatidae
Exons: 1
Coding region: 1-777 (258 amino acids)
Source: RefSeq, a predicted model, not a curated record